Messenger RNA from Apis florea (little honeybee), 1833 nucleotides. RefSeq lists its product as uncharacterized. The record is from RefSeq and is a predicted model, not a curated record. Lineage: Eukaryota; Metazoa; Arthropoda; Insecta; Hymenoptera; Apidae.
AUGCGGCUGCCGAGAACGUGCAUCCUGCUGGCCACGUUGUCAGUCGUGGCCAAGUGCGAGGAGGAGAGUGCCUCGACGGUGUUCCUCGAGGCGGCUAAAUCAUUCUUCUCGAACAAGGAGAAUAUCAAUGGGCUUCAAGGCCUGGCAAGAGCGUUCUUAGAGUCGGAUGGCAGGUCGAAUGAGGGGAGCAACAUGUAUGAAAAGUCUAAUCUGGAUAGCGUCGGGCAAAUCGUCUCAGGGAUAGGAAGUUUGUUCUCGGGGAACGAGAACGGUCAAGGAGGCAUCGAUUUUUCGAUGCUCGGAUCGGUCCUCGAUGGCGUGACGAAUCCGGGCAACGAAAAGGAUCGAAGGAGCGAUGGAUCGUCAUCGGUGGAAACGAAACAGGAUCGUGGAAUCGAUCUGGAGGGGAUCGUGAGCAUGGGAAGCAUGCUGAUGGGCCGAAAAGGAAAUUCCGACUUGUUAAUGGGCUUGUUGCCCAUGCUGCUGUCCAACUUGGCCGGCGAAAGCAACGAGAUCGACGACGAUGGGCUCGCGCCAUCCGCAAAAAUUCACGAUCACUCCGGCCAUUCUUGGUACAUGCCACCGAUCCUGGAAAAUCUGCACGUGAUGUGGGAUCACUUCAGCAACUCGGAGCUGGGGCAAACGUUGUGGAAGAAGAGCGGCCUGGCCCAAUUUGUCGGGCAAAUGUCGGAUCCGGAGGGGCGCGUCCAAUACGAGAAACUGCUGGACAGUUUCGAGAAUCCAAGCUUGAGGCGCAAGUGGAUACGAUCGUUGACGAAUCACGUCGGGGAGUGGAUCUCGCAUAUAUCCGAUCCACAAAUCCAACAACGUUACCUGAACACGAUCCAAUUUGUGGGAAACAGUUUCUUGAAGUCGCAGGGCUUUCCCAAAUCGGCUAUGUUCGAUUCGACUAGGCCGGCAGAGAGUCUUUCCAGGUUGGUGAACGCAGUAGGAAAGAGACACUUGGGAAUGAAAAUGGACAGUUCGCAAUAUAUCAAGCCAGCUGUGGCUUAUAUUAAGGAAUUAAUCGCGUUGGCUUCGGAGAAAGGGUUCAUCAUGUCUCGAAUAAAUGCGAAAGGGAUCAGCAAUAGACUGAGCGAUAUGAUCAAUAAUGAUAUUAUGAAUCCGAUAUUAAAAUCUUAUCGGGCGUACAAGUGGGCGAUCAAGAGGCCACAAUGCGCCAGUCAAAUCUUGUGCACCAUCAAUGAAAAGAACGAAUUGGAUCGGGAACAACCCCGUCUACGAAGCGUUAUGUCAAAAAUGACUAGUUUUCCUGCUGCCUGGGCUGUCAGUAACAAAUUAGGGACCAAUUUUUGGACCCUGUAUGGAGCCAUCAUGGAGCACGAUAGAUGCAUCCAAAAGUAUCCAGCCGACUGCACAGACUUCCACGAAGAGGAGAUCCGAAUUACCACAGAAAAUAUUCACAGUGAACUUUAAUACUUAAUUUGGUGUAUCUUGUGAGAGACAGAUUUCACGAUUUUUAAAGUCAAUUCAAUGAAUACACAGCCGUGUCACGCGGCUGUUAUUCCUAUCUAUAGUUUGUAAGAUCGUUACUUUUGUUAGGGAAAGAGUGAUGUUCCGAAAAAAAAUAUCGAAUGUCUCGUUUCCUUUAAGUGUACAUAGAAGAACAGAUAAGGGCGCAAUCGUCGAAUAAGUAGAGUAAGAUCAUUAAUUUUAUGAAUAUUUUAUUUAGCCUGAAUUUUACGUGAGGAUUAUUUACCUUCUCUUAUACACAUCGUGUAACUUUUUUGGUUUCAUAGUGCAAAACUAUUUUUUUUUUUUUUUGAUCAAUUGUGCAGUCACUAGCGAUCAAAUAUAUGUAUACGCCACUUA